Messenger RNA from Lymnaea stagnalis (great pond snail), 177 nucleotides. NCBI's taxonomy places the organism in Eukaryota, Metazoa, Mollusca, Gastropoda, Lymnaeidae. The record is from the annotation of a GenBank genome assembly.
GGCGACAUCACGCUCGAAAAUCUCGGAAUGUCGGCAGACGAUCUCGAAAUCGUCUGCCGCGAAACGACUGAUGUUUUUCAUCUGGCGGCGGUUUACGAUCUCGCAGUGGAAAAGGAUUUGGCAUUUCGCGUCAAUGUCGAAGGGACGCGAAACGUCAACGAACUCGUCAAAAAAAUG